UUUGUUUUGGUGCUGUCGGGUAACGUAAAUAAAAAAAUUAUUUCGUGUAGCGUUGUGUAUAUGGCGGUGUUAUAGUGCACGUUCACGAAAACGAAUUUCCUUCAAUUUCUGCGAUAUUUUAGACCCAUUUUAUGCCUUAAAAGGUCUUGCCUGGGCAUUUAAUCGAUUCCGGGUUUACCAAAAAAAAACCAUCCAAGAGCCAUUUAACUGUGUGCCAUUCAGUCACUCACUUUGCCCCAAAACUUCCCUCUUUGGAGCAACAACAACAACAACAAACAAUUACCCAACUGUAAGAUUCACCCUGCAUUAAACUGUGAACUUGGGGGUAGUCGAGCGGUUAAGGAGCCUUAAAAUGGCCAAAGACCGUGGAGAUAUCGGGGCGGAGGCCUUCUUGGUCGAGGAGGACAUCGAAAAAGCGGUGGAGAGGGAGAUGGAGGAGGCUGCGGCCAAAGAGAACGCCUCCUCAUCCGUUACCAAGAACGUCACGGAGGUUUCUUCGACCAGACGUAAGCCGAAGAGGGUCCAUAGGCAAAACAGUAAGGAGAGUAACGUGAAUCUCGGCGGGUUUAUCCAUAAGCCACGAUCUUGGAAGAACAGCCGUAGGUCGCGUAACGGUUACGGUCGCGGAUUACCAAAGAAAGGCGGGGCCGGUGGAAAAGGGGUUUGGGGCAAACCCGGAUCCGAACUACUGGAGGAUAUCGAGGAUGUGAACGAUCCGAAUUUCGAUUCGGAACUAGAGGCGGAUAUUGAGUUGAAGGCGGUGGUACCGGAGCUCUCCCAUGAAGAGCUUAAAAGAAAGUGCGAGCCGAUCAUCCUGGAAUUCUUCGAGAGUAACGACAUCCAGGAGGUGCUCCAGUCGGUGGAGGAGAUCGUCCCGGCGAACCGUAGGGACGUUUUCGUUCAGCAAGCGGUCGAAAUAGCGAUGGACCACAAACCGUCGCACCGGGAAUUAACGUCGGUCCUGAUUUCGGACCUUUACGGUUACGUGGUGACCGAGUCGGACAUCCUUAAGGCGUUCGAGAACCUGUUGGGGAACCUGAACGAUUUGAUUCUGGAUAUUCCCGAUGCCCCGAUAGUACUCGGGAACUUUAUCGCGAGAGCAAUCGCAGACGACUGCAUCCCGCCCCGAUUCAUCGUCGACAUUAAAGAGAAAAGCGACGAGAACAUUUUCCAGGAGGCGCUGGUGCACGCCGACACCCUGCUCUCGAUGGAACACGGUCUGGUCCGUUUAGACAACGUGUGGGGCGUGGGUGGUCCCCUGCGCCCCGUUCAGGCCCUCACCCGUCAAAUGUCUCUGCUGUUAAAGGAGUUUAUUUCGUCCGGGGACGUUGAGGAGGCCUCCAGGUGCCUGAAGGAGCUCGAGGUUCCGCAUUUCCAUCACGAGUUGGUGUACGAGGCGAUCGUGAUGGCCUUGGAGGCGAACAACGAGCAGACCGAGAGGGCGAUUUGUAAUUUGCUGAAGGCGUUCGAUUUGAGCGUCCUAGUCACCCGGGAUCAGUUGGAGCGCGGUUUCUUUCGCGUUUUCGACGAUCUCGCCGAUAUUUGUAUGGAUGUCCCGUUGGCCUACGUUAUUUUGGAUCGAUUCAUCGAUCUUUGUCGCCAAGAGGGUUUCUUGACCGACAACAUCAUCGCCCGGUUUCCCUCCAGAGGACGCAAACGUUUCGUUUCCGAGGGCGACCAUUUCGUCACCAAAGACAAGCUGAACAAGUCCCACGAGUACUGAACGUUUCAAUUACUACAUGUCAACACCCUCCGAACUAAGGGAGUGAAUAUGCACCCUUGAGGCUCCUGUUUCCUCUCUGUCUCUAAAUAAUUUAUCCCUCGGAUUUGACAGUUGAACAUAUUCAUAUUUUUUGUUUUUAUAAUUUAUAAUAGGGCAUGGGGGGCGGGCCUCAAGAGUGUAAUAAUUAGUGUGGGCCUCAGGAUCCACGUGUAAGCGUAUAAUUUGUGUGUUUUGUUUAUUAGGCCGCUGGUUUUUUUUUUUAUUAAAAAGUUUAAUAAUUCCUUGCAUUUAAUUAUUAUUAUGAUUACUGGAACCCUUUCAGCGCGUAGUUUUUAUUCUCUAGCGUUUUUUGUACAUGUUCAUUGUAUGAUGGAAUAAAGAUUAUUACCAGUUUA
This is a messenger RNA of Anthonomus grandis grandis, 2118 nucleotides long. It is a transcript of the gene Pdcd4, whose product is annotated as programmed cell death protein 4. Gene Ontology annotation, biological process: negative regulation of DNA-templated transcription. The record is from RefSeq and is a predicted model, not a curated record. Lineage: Eukaryota; Metazoa; Arthropoda; Insecta; Coleoptera; Curculionidae. The coding region runs from base 353 to 1723 and encodes 456 amino acids. Gene Ontology annotation, cellular component: cytosol; nucleus. The transcript has 8 exons.